UGGUUGCAUGUUGCAGACCGAACGACAGGCGCACCAAAACUACAGUACCGAUAAAAGUAUGACGCAAUCGUUGACAAUGAAGAGGACAACAAACGGGUUUGAAUAAACAUGACAUGGCUAAUGGAACUAAAAACAUCAGACCUCUUGUCAUUGGGACUCGGUCAAAAUUCAAGUUUGGAGGUGGAAGACCUAAGCCAAUCCGUACCUUUGAUGAUUCUGACCUACCACGUGAGGGGGAUGGACAAUCUCGGCUGUCCCCUGGGGCAGAAGGACCUGAUAAGGAGGCAGCCUUGGUGCCACGAUCUGUACCAUCUCAUCUACUCAUGAUAUCUAUCCUAGAACAGCUCUGUGUGGCUUGUGCUAAGGAUGAGGCUAGGGGGAGGGAUCUCUUCAAGAUGAUCAGUGAACACCUGAUUAAGAUGAAUGUUUUCUCCCCAAUGACAGUGCUUGAUGAGAUGGGCAGUAUCAGGUCACAAUACAGAUGCUUUAUGCAAAAAGUGCUCAAAGCAGCCAUGAGAAAUCUCCCGGCUUUGCCAUCAGCAGGACACUUGGGUGAAGGUGAAGUCAGGUUAGAAACUCAACAUUACUCUCUACUGUCAUCUAAUGAACUGACACAGAUGCAGACAUCUCGCUACAAGUUGGAAUUUACGGAAAACUUUCGUAUUGGAAAAGGUGGAUUUGGUACUGUGUACCAGGCCACACACAAAUUGGAUGGCACUGCUUAUGCUAUAAAGAAAAUAAGAUUUAAACAUUCCAAACCAGAGAUAUGGCUGAAGGUUCUUAGGGAAGUGAAGGCUUUGGCAACUUUACGUCACUCUAACAUUGUGGGGUACAACAAUGCCUGGUUGGAGCAGCAAACCAGGGAGUCUGAUGGGUACAUCAAUAUGGAAGAGCCCUUCAGAGGUAUAGAUCCAAGUGUCAGUGAUGACAAUGAUGGCAGUGAUUCUGAAAACAGCAUAGUGUUCCUGCCCCACUCAGAAAAGUCAGUGGUACCUCCCAACAGGUAUAAAGUCGGAUCUCCUGGGAAAAUUACAGAGCUCAGUGACAGUAGUAGUACUGACGAUAGCAUUUCAAGCGACUCUUGUCAAGCUUGUGACAGACUUAGAGGAAAUCAGUCUAGCAAUGAUGGUUGUCAUAAGUUAUUUUCACUUCAAAGGCCAUUUUCUGGAAAUGUUUUCAAACAUACAUGCAAGAAAAAGGUUGCUGAAAAAACUAAUGAAGAUAUUCCUGAUAAUCUGUCUUUUACACAAAAGUCAGUUGCCAUAAGAAGUCAAUUUUCCCAUGAUGUAAGUGUCAUGCAUGAAAAAUCAGGCGUAAGCGUGUUCUGGAGUCAGGGCUUUGUGACCAGGAGAAGUCUAAGCUGUGAUCCUGCUAUCAAUGGAGAGAAAGUAAGCAGACAUUCACAGGAAGAGAGCUGUCAUUAUUCAGAAGAUACUAUUAAUUUUAAGAUGCGUGUCUGUCUGUUUAUACAAAUGGAGUUAUGUAGUGUGACCCUGGACCAAUGGAUCAGGAGGAGAAAUAGCUCGUGUACCUGUUUACAAGAUUUUAGAAAUGACUACUCUACACUGAACCUAAAGAUCUUUAAACAGAUUCUGAAAGGUGUGGAUUUCAUACAUUCCCAAGGACUUAUACAUAGAGAUCUCAAGCCGAAAAAUAUCUUUAUCAAUGAACCACUGAACCAUGUGAAGAUUGGCGACUUUGGUCUGGCAAAGGAUGAUCUAUUGUCCCCAUCAACUGAGAGUGUCUUCAUGACGCCUACACCAGAUUCCACCGAUGAUUUGAUGUGGAGUGACCAUACAUCUGGUGUUGGUACCACGACUUACGCCUCGCCAGAACAGCUUGAAGGCAAUAUUUAUAACAAUAAGUGUGAUAUCUACAGUCUUGGAGUACUGCUGUAUGAGAUAUGUAACAAGUUUGAUACAGGAAUGGAAAAGUCUCGUUUCCUUGGCUCUCUAAGGAAAGGUCAUUUGGAUGAGGAGUUUAUAGAAAGCUGUCCUUCUGAGGCUAUUGCUGUGGAGAAGAUGACAUCUAAAAUCCCUCACCACCGUCCAACAGCCAAGGAGCUUCUACAGAGUGAACUCUUCCUCACCAAAGACCAGGUUAUCGCUCAAAUGAAGAAAAUUGUAGAGGAAAAAGAUACAGAAAUCCUGCGACUAAAACGUCUCCUUGAUCAGAAAGAUCGCCAACUGAGGAGACUACAAGACGAGGCAAAUAAACCUUUACCUGACCUUAACUUUUCUUCAAAUCUUACCCUCUUGCCUCCAGGCCACCCGUUUUGAUGGAGGAACAAUUCAGACUUACCAAAAUUUAACUACAAAUUCAUUGAAAGUCAGGUUUCACAUGGCACCAAUGGUUGACCAGAACAUACACCAGACGUGCCUUCAGUCGUUGGAAAUUCUGUGAUUCAGUAUUUGAUGCAGAUUUUAUUUGUUGGAUAUAUUUAUCAGAAUCUCAGUCACUGUGUGUGGUAAUUCCUGUAUAAUUGUGUUGUUGUGAGUUAGGAAAAUGUUGAUGAUGAAAUAGUGUGAUUUAUUGGACACUUGUUUAUGUACUUUAUUAACUUCAUAACCUGCCGUAUGCCCAAUGAUAUCACUUUUGAUAAUGAGUGAACAGAUACAUGAUUAAUUAGAUGCUUUCAUUCCCAACCUUUUCUGUGAUUCCUUCAAUAAUACUUGAGUCUGGUGCGAAUGUCUAGAGUUUGUCAUUUUGUGUGUGUAAAAUUGAUUUUCCAAAUGUGAAACUCAUGAAAUUUCUAUUGGCGAUAUGAAAUUUGUGUGUAUAAAGUCCAUACCUCUAUGAAAUCCUUCAGAGAAUUAUUCUGUUAUUAAAUCCCGAGCCAAUUUGAGUUUAACUUCUUAUGGUCAGUUUGGUCCUUGAAACCUUAUUACCUUAAGUAAUGUUGUGUGAUACUAAUCAUUAAACAAAAUUCAUAUAGGGACCCUCUGAGAGCUGGAGAUUUAGGGCAAAAUAAGUCCCAUCAUAUGUUUCAGAAUUCCUUGUUUGUGAUUGUAGACACUCCAAUACUUCAGGAUAAUGUUGUUAAUGAUACCAUAUUGAUUGACAGUUUUCAUUUCUAAAUCACAAAAAUGAAAGUGCUUGAAUUUAUGUCUUUCUUUUGAAAUUUGUUUUGUUAUUAAUCUUUUGUAUUAAAUUGUAUUAAA
Messenger RNA from Ylistrum balloti, 3161 nucleotides. RefSeq names its product eukaryotic translation initiation factor 2-alpha kinase 1-like. The record is from RefSeq and is a predicted model, not a curated record. Gene Ontology annotation, molecular function: protein kinase activity; ATP binding. Bases 114 to 2279 code for a protein of 721 amino acids. Gene Ontology annotation, biological process: protein phosphorylation. NCBI's taxonomy places the organism in Eukaryota, Metazoa, Mollusca, Bivalvia, Pectinida, Pectinidae. The transcript is spliced from 17 exons.